Neolamprologus brichardi is the source of this 2058-nucleotide messenger RNA. Lineage: Eukaryota; Metazoa; Chordata; Actinopteri; Cichliformes; Cichlidae. The record is from RefSeq and is a predicted model, not a curated record.
ACACCAAACACGUUUCGGACUUCUUUCUCAUGUUGUUUCCGUGUGUCCUUCUUCACAGUUUCUUUUCCUGAUGAGAUUAUAAACAGAGGAGAGUGCAGCUCUGCAUGUCAAAAGUAGAAAUUGAUGGUGGAAGUUUAUUCAUGUUUACACGAAACGGAAAUCGGGCUGCACGAGCGGUUUAGCUCAGGAGUUAGGCCGGGGAGAAAGCGGACUAAACUCCUUCUGGUCUGUUGACGGGCGAUCAUGGAGUCGGUCAGCAGUCUGUCCGUGCUGGGCUGCAAGCAGCUCACUGUCUGCCUGGUGGACUGUAUGAAGACUCUGGGGGUCCGGAGGCCAGAGCCUGAAGCCCCAUCUGGUGACCUUCCAGUCCUCACUCUGAGGGAGCUGUCUGUCUCUUUGGUGGACUGCAUGAAAACUCCAGUGCUGAACAGUGACGAUAAUCACAGCAGCUUGCAGCUCAAGCUGAAAGAGGAGGACGAGCAGUUGGGGAGAGAGUACGAGGGCUCAAAGCUGGAGCUGCACCCAGUCUGGCCGGACAGCGGAGUCGGAGCAGAGAUUCAUUUGUAUAAAGAAGAAGAAGAAAAUAAAAACAACAUCUUGGUGGAAAACAAACCUGAAGAACUUGCUCGGACUGAUGGCAAAAUGUUAGUGUUUCAGGAGAACGGCAGCGGCACCAAAGGGACGGCGUGCCUCAUACAAGGUUGCGAACUAUCAGAGUCCCUCGAAACAGCUGCACUGGGCGCCACUUCAGAGGAGGAAAUGGAUGCAAUGUCACAGCAAAGUCAGGAAGAAGAUGCUUUAUCAGACAGAGCGGAGACGGCACAGCAGGACACUGAAGCAGAGGAAGCUGAAGAUGCAGAAACCCCCGAGCCCGAGUCUGGAGCUCCUUCUUGUGUGUCUUCAACCAAUGAAAACCAAACACAGAACCAACAGGAUGCUGCGUCUGAACCCCGACACCACCGCUGUCAGCACUGUGGGAAGUCCUUCACAAGGAAGAAGAACGGUGAAAGUCACGAGGGCAAAGAGAGUAAUGAGGUUCAACGAGAGAGGCCUCACACCUGCACACAAUGCAAUAAGAGCUUCUACGUGCAGUACACGCUGCGGCAGCAUCUCCUCACGCACACUGGGGAGAAGUCUUACCACUGUGAGGUCUGUGGGAAGCAGUUUGGCAGGGAAGGAACUCUGAAGGAGCACAUGCUGAUCCACACAGGGGAGAAACCUUAUAAAUGCGACCAGUGCGGCAAGACCUGUGCCAGGCGCGGGGACCUCAGAAUACACAUGUUGAGCCACUCUGAGGAGAGACCUCACAACUGCAGCCACUGUGGCAAAAGCUUCAAACAGCUUUUCAAACUGAGGAAGCACGAGCGAAUCCACACAGGGGAGAAACCGUACCAAUGUCAGCUUUGCGCAAAGAAGUUUAGACUGCAGGAAUCGCUGGCAUCACACAUCCACACCCACACUGGAGAGCAGCCAUUCAAGUGCAGACUCUGCCCCAAGGCCUUCAGUAUCAGGAGCAACUUGAAGAAGCACCAAAUGAUACACACCGGGGAGAAGCGCUUUCACUGCUCACACUGCGACAAAAGUUUCCGGCUGCAGCAGCACCUGAUAUUCCAUGAGCGGGCCCACACAGGGGAGAAACCAUACAAGUGUGAAAAAUGUGGGAAAGGUUAUUGUCACCCGUCCACGUUGAAAACACACCUGUCUGCUCAUGAGGAGAAACCGCUACGGUGCUCCCUGUGCGGGCGGGAAUUUAGAGAUCAGGAGGAGUUAGCCAAUCACGGGUGCGCUGAGUCAGCAGAAAAACCGCAUCGCUGCUCUCAGUGUGGAAAGUGCUUUUCCCAGAUUAUGAAUAUGAGGAAACACCAGAUGAUCCACUCAGGGGAAAAACCCUUCGCGUGCAAGGAGUGUGGGAAGCAGUUCAACCACAGUGGGAAUCUCACAAAGCACAUGCGCACCCACACCGAUGAAAGGCCGUUUGAGUGUGAACUCUGCAAGAAGCGCUUCAGGCUCCUGCAGCACCUCACAAAUCACAGAUUAACUCACAACAAGAAAAAGUAG